AUGAGUAAUAUAUUAAAUGUUUUUAAUCCUCCACCAGAAAGGGAUCUUGAAAAAACGGCGACUAUGGAUUGUGUUCCCUGUCAAAUUAUGGCUACUAUGUUUUCAAUUGGGUUUGGUUCUUAUUUAGCUUCUGGAAGAGCCACAAAAUAUGGCAAGAAGGAACAAGCCAAGGGAGUGACAUUGCAAGAGUUUGAAAAAAGGAAUCCUAAAUGGUGGAGAUCGUCUUUAAGAGGAUUUGGUGCUGGGUUGAUAAUGUUUGGAUUAAUUAGAGGAUCCGAAGGUUGGCUAUGGAAUCCUCGGAAGGAAUAUAAGAAGUUAGAUUAUACAAACGAAUGA
Messenger RNA from Henningerozyma blattae CBS 6284, 336 nucleotides. It is a transcript of the gene DMO2, whose product is annotated as Dmo2p. The transcript has a single exon. NCBI's taxonomy places the organism in Eukaryota, Fungi, Ascomycota, Saccharomycetes, Saccharomycetales, Saccharomycetaceae. The record is from RefSeq and is a predicted model, not a curated record. The coding region runs from base 1 to 336 and encodes 111 amino acids.